Molecule: messenger RNA, 1032 nt
Organism: Entrophospora candida
Lineage: Eukaryota; Fungi; Glomeromycota; Glomeromycetes; Entrophosporales; Entrophosporaceae
Source: the annotation of a GenBank genome assembly
AUGAAUGUGAAUAAAAAUUAUUUCAUUGGAGUAGGGCGGGAUAAGGAAGCCACUGCUCGAGUUUAUUUAAAAGAAGGAACAGGACAAGCAAAAGUCAGAACCAAAGAUGGAAAAGAAAAGGAUUUAAAAGAUUACUUUUAUAUGGAACCUUUCCUCUGCAAAGAUAUUUACCAACCAUUAAAAUUAUUUAGCAAGGAAAAAGAUUAUGAUUUGUUGAUAAGAGUAAGAGGGAGCGGUUUUCAUAGUCAAGCCGACGCGAUUAGAUUAGGUUUGGCUCGGGCUUUAUUAAAAGUUUCUCCUGAAUAUAGAACAACUCUAAGAAAAGGCUAUUUUAAAGAGGAGUUAAGCAAAGAGUUUGAAGAUAUCAGAAAGAAUCCAGAACGAUUUGGUUUGCAAAAGCCUUUUUCAUCCAUAGCCGAGGAGGUAUUGAGGGCCUACAAAGAAAAUUUGAUCGAGAAGUUGACUUUUCUUUCCUACACUAGUAAAGAAGGAGAAUAUUCUCUAACACCGACUAAAAAACUUCUAGCAAAUUUACAAGUUCUUAAAUCAAAAUCACCUUCCAAAACUCCGGUAGCACUUAUCACUACUGGUUCUAUGAACCCCAUUCAUAAAGAGCAUGUCAACAUAUUCGAAUUAGCCAAAAAAGAAAUAGAAACCCAAGACCCUAGUAAAGGGGUAGUGGCAGGAUAUAUUUCUCCCACUUCUGACUUCUAUCUUAAAAAAAAACUGAAAGAGGAGGCGAUCGAUGAAGUAGUAGAAAAUUUGUCAAAUUUCUUAAAUUCAAAAAUCUCGAAAGUCCUUUAUGGAGAAAUUAAAAUUAUGUAUCUAUGUGGAGAUGACCUUAUCCUAAGACAACCAAAGCGAGAAGAAGAAAAAGAGCUUGAGCGAGGUAGGAGAGAAGCAAGUAGAUUUAAAAAAAUGAUUGAAAGCGGACAUGACAUUGUUGUUGUUGGUAGAAACAGCAAUGAUACAGAGUGGAAAAAUAAGUGUAAAAAUGUUCUUGAUUCUAUUUGUGGUCCCGGUAGCGAAUGA